Messenger RNA from Triticum dicoccoides, 1635 nucleotides. RefSeq lists its product as uncharacterized. NCBI's taxonomy places the organism in Eukaryota, Viridiplantae, Streptophyta, Magnoliopsida, Poales, Poaceae. The transcript has 7 exons. Gene Ontology annotation, molecular function: ATP binding; ATP-dependent protein folding chaperone. The record is from RefSeq and is a predicted model, not a curated record. Gene Ontology annotation, biological process: protein refolding. Bases 1 to 1635 code for a protein of 544 amino acids.
AUGGCUCGCUCGCCGGGGCGACGUGGCCUCCCCGUCUUCAUCGCCGGUCGCACGCCUCCAGCCCUCGUAGCCUCGCAGCAUCCCCGCGCCAUCGUCGGGCACCUCGCGCCGCUCGCCGUCGCUCGCCGGCGCCGCCUCGCCGUCCCCGACGCCUUCCUCCGCUUCGGCCCCGUCGCCCCCUUCCUGCUCCUCUUCGCCCCCUUCGACGUCCCCGACAGGCACCCCGCCACAAUGGAUGAUAAGAGCGAUGUCAACUUUGAGAAGAUUGGCCGGUCCGUGGAGAAGUCAUGGCAUACUUUGCUAUACAAGGACCGUAACAUUGUGCCUGAAGCUGUGGACCAAGGCCCGGAUCCAACCUGCGUAUUCUGCAGUUUUACAAAAGGGGGUCAAAUGGAGAUCCAUCGCAUAUUUGCAGACAAGGGCAUUCCAUGCGACAUCUGUUUAUUUCCCAAGUCGAUGGUGGAAGAUUAUCUUGCUUUGGAUGGAAUUGAUAUGACAUUGUUCUGUCAGAACAAGGACUCUCUGCACAGGUCCUUGACAGCUAGCUAUAUCUUUCGAGAGUAUGGUGUCGAAGCCACAAGCUCUGACUGGAAAGGCACUACUCGCCUUGCAAUGAAAAGCUGCACCUAUCUAGGCGACACGAUUGCAUUUGAUCAGGUCGUGGAAUUGCUUGAUAAGGGCAAGCCGGUGCUUGCUAUGAUGAUCAUGGGUCCUGAUUUUUGGAUGCUUGGCGAUGACGAAAUUUACAAAUGCAAACCUGUCUUCUUGUCAGGAGUGCUCCAAAAGCCGUUUGAGUACCACAGGGUACUCCUGACUGGACAUGGAGAGACGGAAGUAACAAAGGAGAAGUUUGUUCCAUUCCUCAACUCCCACAGCAACAAGUUUGGGCAGAACGGUGUUGGGCGUGCUUACUUCGAGGACCUAAUGUGGUUUUUCACUUUGGAGGGCACCUACCCACCACUUCUUCGACAUCAGCCGCCUAAAGUUAAUGCACUCAACCGACCAAACCUCGACAAACUAAGGCGGCGGCCCGAGUGUGAUAAUCGACCAAACCUUGACAUACGAAGGUGGCGGCCUGAAUGUGAUAACCGACGAAACCUCGAUAAACCAUGGAGGCGGCCUGAGUGUGAUAAUGGAGCAGUGAAACAAAUGCAGGCACCUGGAAGAGCUGACGCUGCUUCCUCUUGGCGUCUUGACAUGCCCCAGCAGAUUACUAAGGUGACCAAUGGUACUGCUUGGAAUGGUACAACCUGUCUCCGUGUUUUAACGAAGGAAAUAUUUGAUCAAGGUUGCAAGCUUAUGGCAUCUGGAGUGAAUGGAAUUGAUUUGAGAGAUGGUAUCUGCAUGGCAGUUGAUGAUGUCGUGAGAAACUUGAAGAGCAUGGCCCGAAUGAUAAACACUUUUCAGGAAAUAGCACAGGUGGGUACUAUAUCAGCUAAUGGGGAGAAAGAACUUGGCGAGCUCAUUGCAAAGGCUAUUGUGAUGGUUGAUAAGGAGGAAGUUAUCACCAUUGUGGAUGGUAGCACUCGAUGCAGCGAGCUUCAAGUUGUGAAAUGCAUAAAGCUUAAGAGAGGCUACUUCACUCGACACUUUAUUACCAACCAAAAGAACAAAACAUGUGUAAGAACUAGAUGA